Dunckerocampus dactyliophorus (ringed pipefish) is the source of this 1744-nucleotide messenger RNA. RefSeq names its product glucose-6-phosphate 1-dehydrogenase-like. Bases 98 to 1678 code for a protein of 526 amino acids. The transcript has 14 exons. NCBI's taxonomy places the organism in Eukaryota, Metazoa, Chordata, Actinopteri, Syngnathiformes, Syngnathidae. Gene Ontology annotation, biological process: glucose metabolic process; pentose-phosphate shunt, oxidative branch. Gene Ontology annotation, molecular function: glucose-6-phosphate dehydrogenase activity; NADP binding. Gene Ontology annotation, cellular component: cytosol. The record is from RefSeq and is a predicted model, not a curated record.
GGUGAAGUGACGGUUCUGUUAAACCUGCUCUGACGGAAUGUACGUUUGACUGUCAAGCGACGUUCUAAAAAGAGCACAUAGACAGGCGGAAUUCCAGAUGGACAUGAAGAGGACUACUGAGCCUCUGACUCGCUCUGAGGUGUUUAACCAGCUCAAGAGGGAGCUCUAUGGAGAGCAUCAUUCCGGUCAUUCCGAGAACAACUUAUUCAUCAUCCUGGGUGCUUCUGGGAAUCUUGCAAAGAAGAAGAUCUACUCCGCUUUAUGGUGGUUGUUCAGAGACGGCCUGCUUCCAGACAACACAUACUUUGUGGGCUUUGCCCGGUCUAACUUGACAGUGGAGGACAUCAAGAAGACAUGCCUGCCUUAUAUGAAGGUGGCUGAUGAAGAAGGUGAUUGUCUGUCUUCCUUCUUCAGUAAGAACUCCUACUUGAGAGGCAGCUAUGACGAUGGCAGCUCAUACGACAAACUCGACACACAUUUGUCAUCUCUACCUGGAGGAGUCGAUGCCAACCGGAUUUUCUACCUGGCUCUGCCCCCCACCGUCUACCACCAUGUCUGUGCAAACAUCAGGAAGCACUGCAUGAGCCCUACCAGAGGGUGGAACAGGCUCAUCAUGGAGAAGCCCUUUGGCCGUGACCUCCAGAGUUCACAGGAGCUGUCGGCCCACCUGGCCUGCCUCUUCAAAGAGGACCAGAUCUACCGCAUAGACCACUACCUGGGCAAAGAGAUGGUCCAGAACCUCAUGGUGCUCAGAUUUGGAAACCGCCUCUUUGGACCUACAUGGAACAGGAACAGUGUGUCAUGUGUGGUACUCACCUUCAAGGAACCCUUUGGGACAUAUGGACGUGGAGCAAACUUUGAUGACUUUGGGAUCAUUCGAGAUGUCAUGCAAAACCACCUCCUCCAGAUGCUCUGCUUGGCUGCCAUGGAAAAGCCUGCCUCCACCUGGCCCGAUGAUGUGAGAAAUGAGAAGGUGAAAGUGUUGAAGUGUAUUGCUCCUGUGGAUGCGUCAGAUGUAGUGCUUGGACAGUAUAUGGGGGACCCUGAUGGGGAAGGCCAAUCCAAGUUGGGUUACCUGGAUGACCCCACUGUACCUAAAGACUCCUGCACACCUACAUUUGCGACCGCUGUGCUUUAUGUCCGCAAUGAAAGAUGGGAUGGUGUUCCUUUCAUUCUGCGCUGCGGUAAAGCCCUGAAUGAGCGUAAGGCAGAGCUGCGGCUGCAGUUCACUGACGUGCCCGGCAACAUCUUUGCAACACACUGUCAAAGGAAUGAACUGGUGGUGCGAGUGCAACCAAACGAGGCCAUCUACCUGAAGAUGAUGACCAAGAGGCCCGGGGUUUACUUCAGCCCAGAGGAGACUGAGCUGGACCUUACAUACAGGAGCCGUUACAAGAAUGUGAAGCUCCCAGACGCUUAUGAGAGGCUCAUACUCGAUGUCUUCUGUGGAAAUCAAAUGCACUUUGUCCGAAGUGAUGAGUUACGGGAAGCCUGGAGGAUUUUUACCCCGCUCCUCCAUCAAAUGGAGAAAAAGAAGACACGCCCCAUACCCUACAAAUAUGGGAGCCGUGGCCCAAGCGAAGCAGAUGAUCUAGUCAGGAAGGUCGGAUUCUGCUAUGAGGGAAAAUACAAUGGUGGGUCGGUGGGGAACACCAAGGUGUUCCCAGGCCAGCUGUGAGUCAUAAUCCCUCCAGCAUGUCGUAGGUCUGCCCUAGGGCCUCCUCCCGUCUGGGCAUGCCCGAAC